Melitaea cinxia (Glanville fritillary) is the source of this 684-nucleotide messenger RNA. RefSeq lists its product as uncharacterized. The record is from RefSeq and is a predicted model, not a curated record. Bases 79 to 630 code for a protein of 183 amino acids. NCBI's taxonomy places the organism in Eukaryota, Metazoa, Arthropoda, Insecta, Lepidoptera, Nymphalidae. The transcript is spliced from 5 exons.
CUUAACGUUCUUUAUUCAUAAUACUUACUUUCUAUUACAUAUUGAAUUAUUUUUUUAGUUUCGAUACAAUAUUAAGAAAUGGGCCUAAUACAGUCAGUGUUUUGUUCCAUGAUUUUCUGUGUGGAGAGAGUACUAACAUGGACGUGUUGCGCUUUCGUUCUGAUGCUGCUGAUGUUCGGCGUCAUUGUUUUAAUGGUGUAUGGUAUAUCAGUGGGUUACCACUAUGCUCAAAAAGAACUGGCUUCUUUUGCAAUGUCAUCGAGAUCAACAACAGAGCCUACUCUUAUGCGACGUUCAGGCCAGGAAGGUCGAUCAGUUGUGCGACUAGUCGCCGUCAACAAAACGGAAGUGGAACACGCACCGGAACCUAUACUUGAGGUUUAUCAAACAAAGAGACCUGGAGAAAACGUUUACUUAGAGACAUCUGAAACUCCUUAUGUAGUUCUUGAAACAGAAAGCCCCCCGAAGGAACCAAAACUCUCACAACAGGAACGAGAGUUAGCGCGAACACUAAUCGGUAGAUUUCGUCGAUCAAGAAACAAUACUUCUAUAAAGACACCAUUUUUAAGACCACUAAAUGCAACGGAGCCGGCUUUACUAAAAAGCGCGUCUAAACUGCUUCAUUUUUAGUAUUAUUUUUUGUAUAAUUAUUAUAUUACCGUUUAAAUAAACUAUUAAAACAUU